Messenger RNA from Pistacia vera, 4139 nucleotides. RefSeq lists its product as uncharacterized. Lineage: Eukaryota; Viridiplantae; Streptophyta; Magnoliopsida; Sapindales; Anacardiaceae. The record is from RefSeq and is a predicted model, not a curated record. Gene Ontology annotation, molecular function: ubiquitin protein ligase activity. Gene Ontology annotation, biological process: protein ubiquitination. The transcript has 15 exons. The coding region runs from base 167 to 4087 and encodes 1306 amino acids.
UUUUAAAUUUUUAAUAUCAUAAAUAUCCGCGGAUUCAUCAUUAAGAAGAGUAAAUUCAAUCCCUCGAAUCUCAGAAUCACGAAUUUACCCUUUCUCUCAUCUAUUUCCAUCACUCUCUGAUCUUCAGAACUGGCGGUUUCCAUCAGUAUCAGAUUUUAAUUUGGACAUGCAAAUAAGUGGCAUGUUGGAAGAAGACACAUUUCAACUUGAUAGGAAUGAGAAUGAUCAUACGAGUUUUGAGGGUGGAAGAUGUGGGAUAUGCAUGGAUGUUGUCAUUGAUAGGGGGGUUCUAGAUUGCUGCCAGCACUGGUUCUGUUUUGCAUGUAUUGACAACUGGUCCACAAUCACAAACCUCUGCCCUCUUUGUCAGGGUGAAUUUCAGCUGAUUACAUGUGUUCCAGUAUAUGAUACCAUUGGAAGCAACAAUGUUGAUGAAGACUCCUUAUCUAGAGAUAAUGAUUGGUUCGUUGAGGGGAAGAGCAAAGCUCUAUCUUUUCCGUCAUACUAUAUUGAUGAAAAUGCAGUUAUCUGCUUGGAUGGGGAUGGAUGCAAAAUUCGAAGUGGAUCAACAACUGUGGAGGGAGAUUCAACUCUUGACACAUCGAUUGCAUGUGAUUCUUGUGAUAUGUGGUAUCAUGCUUUUUGUGUCGGCUUUGAUCCUGAAGGCACUUCUGAAGAUACAUGGUUAUGUCCAAGAUGCACUGUUGACGAGCCACAGAAGUCAGCUGUCAAUUUAACACAAAGCACAAAUAGCCAGUGUGGUCCAGAAAGUGCAGAAGGUGAAUGUUUGGCAGAGGCUGCAUUUUCAAGAAAGGUAUCUGUAUCCGUUGCUGAUGCUGGUGAAACUGCUAUUGUUGUGUCAACGGUUGGAGGAAAUCAAUGUACUGAAGAGCCAAAUGAGUACUCUCAGUCGAUGCUUGAAGUUGACAAGGGCCUCAGAAGUGAAACAUUUAUUAAUGAUGGUAAUGGUCCUAAGGCUGAUUCGCCAUUAGGUAAGAGAACUGAUAUUCCAACAGUGUUGGAGAUGCAGGAGCUGGAGCUAUCCUUAUUGCAUGGUACAUCUUCAAGUCUACCUUCUAAUUCCUUGGGACAUACUGAGUUGAAGAUAAGCUGUUCUGAUGAAAAAGUAAAUGAACAGUGUUCCUCUGAUGGCGUUAAAAUUUCCUUGAGCAAGUCUUUUAAUGAAAUUUACACUGGAAGGAAACUCUUUGAAAGUGAAUCCAGUAUAGGUCUUCAUCUUGGUUUAUCUGUGGGCUCCUUUUUAUCUGUUAAUGACGUAAACAAAGAUUUAACUGAAGAUCAAAUUAGUAGAGAUGUACAGCAGCAAGAUCCUUCAGGAGAACCUUUGCCCAAAGCUGACAAGAUUGAGCCUGUUGCUGGUGAAGAUGCUUCCCAAAUUAUUGGUGUAAAGAGAAACCAUUCAGAAUGCAGUGAUGGUCCUCUCUUGACGGAUGAUGACCACGAAACCAAAGCUAAGGACACUCAGGUUUCUGCAAAGAAAAUUAGAGCUGAAGGGAAGACUCAAAUUAUCUCAGUUAAGGAAGAAGCUGAUACACCUAUUUCCAAUGAUUUCCAAAAACCUCCCACUUUGAUAGCAGGGACCAAAGAUUACAAGUCAAAACUUAGUCCACAGAAGGCAAAUAUGACUUCUAUAAUGAGUAUAGUCAAGGGGAAGAAACAUAGGUCUCCCAAGGGGCUUGUGCACCAAAAUUCUUCAGAUAAUUUCUUAAAAGAAAGAGAAAAUGCAUCUCGUUUGAGAGUUAAAAAAAUCAUGAAGAGAGCUACUGAAGAUAAGGAUUCAUCAGCAAUAGUGCAAGAACUAAGAAAAGAAAUAAGAGAAGUUGUUCGUAACAGAUCCUCAGAAGAUUUUGGUGAACACCUUUUUGACCUUAAUCUUCUUUCUGCCUUCAGGACUGCUAUAGCAGGACCAAAAACUGAACCUGUCAAGAAGAUAUCACCUUUGGCUGUGAAGGUUAAGAAGUCCUUGCUUGAGAAGGGUAAAGUUCGUGAGAAUCUAACGAAGAAAAUUUACGGGAACUCCAAUGGAAGAAGAAGACGCGCGUGGGACCGAGACUGUGAAGUUGAAUUUUGGAAGUAUCGCUGCCUGAGAGCUACAAAGCCUGAGAAGAUUGAGACUUUGAAGUCAGUUCUUAACCUCCUCAGAAAGAAUCCAGAAAACUCAGCUGUUGAGCCUUUGACAGAAUGCCAAUCUAAAAAUUCCAUACUUUCCAGAUUGUACUUAGCAGAUACAUCUGUUUUUCCACGCAAGGAUGAUGUCAAACCUCUUUCAGCUCUUAAAGUUGCCAGUCAUACUGACCAGAGUAAAGAUCAAACUACUUCAAUUGAGAAAGAUUCAAAGCUUUCUAUUGAUAAACGUGCUUCAAAAGUAACUGAAACAAGUAAGGUUUCAUCAAAAGUUGGCAUUCCCUCACUUGUUGAGAAAGGGACCAAAAAUAGUUCAUCAUCCUCUAAAAGUGAUGCUGCUUCUAGUAAAACUUAUCUGAAUGGACGCCCAAAAGGGUCUUCUGUUUCUCCAUUAGGUGAUUCUACCGUCAAUUCCAAGAAUGGCAUGACUGUUAAAUCUGAUAAUGUGAAGAUGGAUAAAAGAAAAUGGGCUAUGGAGAUUCUUGCUAGGAAAACUGCUGUGGCGGGCAAAAAUGGAACACAUGAAAAACAGGAGGACAAUUCAGUGCUUAAAGGAAAUUAUCCUCUACUAGCUCAACUACCAAUAGACAUGAGACCAGCACUGGCACCUAGUUGCCAUAAUAAAAUCCCUAUAUCAGUUAGGCAGACACAACUUUACCGCCUAACAGAGCUCUUUUUGAGGAAAGCAAAUCUACCAGUCAUUCGCAGAACUGCAGAAACAGAAUUGGCCAUUGCAGAUGCUGUUAAUAUUGAAAGGGAGGUUGCUGAUAGGUCAAACAGCAAACUAGUAUAUUUGAAUCUAUGUUCCCAGGAGAUAUUGCAUCGUUCGGAUAACAAGAAGGCUGUUAGAGCCACAGAAUCAAAUUCUUCUCAAUGUUUAGUUCCUGUUCAUGAAUCAGAACAAACUACUGACAAACCUUCAGCUGACCCCGUGGUUGAAGAAGCGUUGAGAAAUGCUGGUCUUUUAUCCGAUUCCCCUCCAAAUAGUCCACAUCACACAACACAGGUCCAGAAUGAAGUGAAUAUUUCCUCAAUGGAGACUAAAGAGGAAGGACCUGAUAGUAUAUUUGAAAUGGAUUCUCAUCCAGAAGUGGAUAUAUAUGGUGAUUUUGAUUAUGAUUUAGAAGAUGAAGACUACAUUGGAGCUAGUACCGUGAAAGUUUCUAAGGUACAACAGGAAGAGGUUGCGGCAAAAAUGAAAGUGGUUUUCUCCACUCUCAACUCGGAAAAUUCAAGUAAUUCUGUAGAUCUCAAAGAUGGGGUUUCGAGAAAGAAUGAUGUUGAUGAGGAUUCCUGUCCUACCGAUGGAGGCAUUAAAAACUCAACUGCAAAGUGUGUGACUGGCAAGUCCUGCGUUCCUCCUGAGUCCUUACCUUGUGAAGAAGGUGAAGAUCUUUCACUAGCAGAAUGUGAAGAGUUAUACGGCCCAGAUAAAGAACCAAUCGUUAGCAAAUUUCCUGAAGAAUCACAGAAGCUAUAUGGACUACUUAAUGGAGAAGCUCCAGCUGAGAACAAAUGCACUGGAAAAACAUGUGAUGUUGUAACCAAAAUCUGUGAAGAGAAAACAAUUUUCAGCAGCAACAGUCACAACUCUUCUGGUAUAGAAAAAUCACCGGCUCAUUUUCAAACAGGCGAUAGAAUCACGAAGAAGGAAACUACAUCUAACACUGGUGAUGACAAGCAGUGUGGCAGCUUCAAUGUGCAUCAGAAGGUGGAAGCUUACAUCAAAGAGCACAUCAGGCCACUCUGUAAGAGUGGUGUGAUCACAGUUGAACAAUAUAGAUGGGCAGUGGCAAAAACUACUGAUAAAGUUAUGAAGUACCACUCAAAUGCCAAGAAUGCGAAUUUCCUUAUCAAGGAAGGUGAAAAGGUGAAGAAACUUGCCGAGCAAUAUGCCGAGGCAGCUGCCCAACAGAAGGGGAAAAUCGAUCAUCCGUCCUGACACUUCUCCAAAUUUAUUUAUUUUUUUCUUUUAAAGGAAAAAAAAAAAAAAA